Messenger RNA from Parnassius mnemosyne (clouded apollo), 1578 nucleotides. The record is from the annotation of a GenBank genome assembly. NCBI's taxonomy places the organism in Eukaryota, Metazoa, Arthropoda, Insecta, Lepidoptera, Papilionidae.
AUGACUUCAAGGCGAAACAGAGAAAGGCGUCUAAAUGAUGAUGACAUCGCUGAGUAUCUUGAUGAAGACGGAGACAGUUCUUUUGAUGAGUCUAUUGGAAGUGAUGAUGUAUACAUUCCUCCUCAAGGUUGUCAUAGAGGCUCUAGAUCUGAAGAAUUAUUGGCUAGUAGUAGUGAGGAAGAAUAUGACGAAGAGUGGCUUGAAGAAAUAGAUGUCUUACAAGCAGAAGAUACUGCAGUUAGAGAAACUGUAAAUAUAGACCAUGUUAGCGCAGAAAAUAGGGAAGACAUCAUUCGCGCUGCCGUUGAAGUCAACGCAGAUAUAGAUAACGAAAGCUCGGAAAUUCAAAACGACAAUUCAGAAAGACCUGUCAAUGCAAAUUUUACCUGGGGACCAGUACUCGAAAAUUUUACAUCAAGAAAGACUGUAAGUAUUCCAAGAGUCUGCCGCACGUCAGAAUGUUUUACAGAAAAUUCAAAGCCAAUAGACAUCUUUUUGAAAUUUUUUCCAAAGAGUCUACUAGAUUAUAUCGCACAAUGCACUAAUUUAAGAAUUGAAAAAGCGAGAAAUGAGGUAGCAGACAGAGAUAGCAGAGCUCGAAAACGAAGCUAUAUGACAACUACUGACAGAGGAGAAAUAGCGAUAGUUCUGGGCUGCACUCUUAUAAUGGGAUAUAACCAACUUUCAUCCUUCUCUGACUACUGGUCCACAAAACCAUCAUUAGGAAAUACUGUUGUAAAAGCUGUCAUAAGUCGUGACAGAUGCAAGUUUCUUUUAGGAAAAUUGUAUUUCGCUAACCCCGAAAAACCCACUGAUGCUUCUAAAACGUACUCGUACUAUGUUGAGGAUGUUCUGAAUUGUUUAAAAAAAACUUUUAAAAAAUAUAGAGAGGACAGCUACAUACAAAGCAUUGACGAAUCAAUGACUAAAUUCAAAGGGCGUUCCAGUCUUAAACAAUAUAUGCCGAUGAAACCUGUGAAACGUGGCAUUAAAAUGUGGGUACGCGCUGAUGCCAGGAGUGGGUAUGCCUAUGACAUGGAUAUUUAUGUAGGAAAAGAUUCCAAUCCAAGACAAAAUAACUUGACACUCGGAGAGAAUGUAGUUCUAACUCUGACAUCUACCAUAAUAAAUCCAGACACUACAAUCUGCUUUGACAGAUUUUUUACGUCUGUAACACUAAUGGACACCUUACAGUUUCCUUGCGUAGGAACAUGCAACAUGUCACGAAAAAACAUGCCAAAAAUAUUGACAGGAAAAAAACUAAAGCAAGGCGAAAUGGCUUUUGCAGAAAACGGGCGUAGUACUAUCGCCGUUAGAUGGCAAGAUACUAAAGAUGUCCUCCUAAUGAGUAACUGUCAUGGAACUGAUAGAACUGAAGUAUCAAGAAAAUUAAAAACUGGUUUCGUUAUCACAGUACCAGAAAUCGUUGCUUUUUAUAGACGAGCUAUGUUGGGAGUCGAUAGAAAUGAUAGAAUGGUUGGUGAACAUGAAUUUGAGAGAAAAUCUAAAAAGUGGUGGAGAAAGGUAUUCUAUCGAUUAUUGAAAAUGGCGAUAGUCAACUCUUGGGGCAAUAUAUAG